GGAAUGACAGCGAAAUGACGGCCACAAAGUGACAUUUCAGGCAAAAAUAAUUAGUAGAAAAUUACGUGAAAAAAGAGUGAAAAUUCUGAGUGAAAGACGUGGAAAUUGGUCUUCUUUCUUCGUUAUCCACCAUCGUGAGUGUGUAAUUUCAAGCAAUAACAGUUGCAGGAAGGUUGAAGAGGUUCUACACGGUGGAGAAAGUUGGGAGGGUGAAAAAUGUCUCAAGCACAACCAGGAACUCCAGCUCUUGCCAAUAAUUACAUGAAAGUCUUCGUCCAGAGAGACUACAGCGAGGGAACGGCUGUUAAAUUCCAGACGCGCUUCCCCACAGAACUCGAGAGUCGCAUUGAUAAACACAGUUUCGAGACGACUAUCAACAAACUCAAUGAAUACUUCGCGGAGGCCGAGAAGGGCACCUGCAGCACCUACUGCGAGGGCUGCCUGGCCUGCAUCACGGCAUACUUGAACUACAUCUGCACCGAGACGCACUACGAAAAGUGCUUGCGGAAGGUCUCAAAGUACAUAGUCUCACAGAAUGAGAGGGUGUACAACCCGCGGGGGCUCCAGAUCACCGACCCAACGUACCGGGGCCUCCGCGUGAUAGAGAUUUCCAUCCUGGACCGACCAGUUCGCACGUGACUGCCGCUGUCGAAUUCAUCGGAGGAGUUCUUUAUGUGAAGCGCAUUUCAGUGUACAACAUUUAUCCAUGAGAGACCAUUGUCAGGCAUCCCCCGUUCGCUCCAGCCGCCCCCAGGAUGCUUCCCCCCCUUCAGCGUCAGAUACUAUCUUCCGGAAGAGACAGAGAUUAAGAGUAUUUUCAUAUGAAUUCGCUAAACAGAGUAGAUAUUUGUGGUGGAGAAUUUACUUCAGUUCAUGUCCUUUCAGUAACUCCCUGUAGAUGAGCUAGACAUUAUUUUUUCAUGCAAAAGGUGACCCAUUCACUAAAUCCAACUUAUAUAUGAAUAUUAUUUAUACACGAGAAGAUAAUGUACAGAACAUUAUGCAAUAUGUUAUGGAUUAAAAGGAAAUAUUGA
Molecule: messenger RNA, 1034 nt
Organism: Phlebotomus argentipes
Lineage: Eukaryota; Metazoa; Arthropoda; Insecta; Diptera; Psychodidae
Product: golgin subfamily A member 7
Exons: 3
Coding region: 217-639 (140 amino acids)
Biological process (GO): protein targeting to membrane; peptidyl-L-cysteine S-palmitoylation
Cellular component (GO): palmitoyltransferase complex
Source: RefSeq, a predicted model, not a curated record